CAUUCUUUGCAUCAAUUGUUGUACUAAUUUUUUUUUUUUUUUUUGUGAUUGUAAUCGAGAAAUUGUUGUAAGCAUAGAGAACAGCCACGCAGCGGCACAUUACUUUAAAGUGAAACAUGUUAUUAAAUUUGCCAAGAUAUAUAUAUAUAUAUAAAUAAAUAGCGAAACUCAUUCGUGUUUACGUUUUUUCGGGAGUUUGAAUUGCGCGCUCUCAGCACGCACUGGCAACACUGCGCGGGGUUGCCAUCUAACACUGCGCUGUACAUUUGCACAGCUUGUGCGCGCGCACUGCUUGCGUGUCUGUACACUGCUUGCUGCCAGUGCUGGUCAGCUGUUCAGCCAGUGCGUGGUAAGAAGAAGAAGCGCGCGCACGUUUUUUUAUUUACAAAAAUUGUUCUUAGUCAAACGUAUCGAAUGCGCCAUGGAUGAUAAUAUAACGUUCAAUGUAAUAACAAAGCCGGCUAUUAAAACAGUGAAAAAGGCGGCGCCUGUGGCAAAGGCGCUGAACAAAAAAACACGUGCAGCAGCGGCUGCGUCGUCGGGAUUUGAAUUCCAGUUCAAUGCAGAGAAGCCCAAGGUGAAGGCGCUGGUGGUGCGCCGUCGUGUAGCGACACAGCCAAAGGAGCCGGCAGCAGUCACAAAGCCGACAGCGCAGUUAAAAGAGUCCUCAAAGGAGCAGUCAAAAGAGUUGCCCAAGAAACCCGUUAAACCUGCUGUGAAUGGCAACAAAGAUGCGACUGAGGACGACAACAGCUUCAUGUUCAAUGUAUUCACCGCACAGCCCAGCGUGCCCGCUCCCAAGCCCAAGUCCAAGGUGGUGGAGCCACCCAAACCGCUGCUCAACGAUCUGCGCAACAAAAAGCAACUGCGUGCCGCUCUGCGUGGCCAAAAAGAGAAUCCCAACAAGCAGCCACGUGCCGGGGAUCUGUUCAAGGCGAAGCUGGAUGAGGAGCACAGACAAAAGCGUGCCGCCGAGCAGCCAACAACGAUAGCUACUGAUGCUAAAGAAGAUGCAGAUGGCAAGCCAAAGACGCCAGCGCAGACGACAAACAAGUUUCGCACCAAGAAGAUUGGACUCUUCGAUCAGAGCGAUGUGGCCGCACUCAAGCAACUGGGACAACGGGCCGUCAAGCCCGUGAAGGAGACCAUCUUCUCGGGUAGCAAAGUGUCCAGCUUGGGGCUGCAUCCACAUGCCGAAAAGAAUCUGGCCGAUUUGCUAAGCAUCACCGAACUGACCACAGUGCAACAGAAGACCAUCCCAGAGGUGCUGGCAGGCCGUGAUGUGUUAGUGCGCUCGCAAACCGGAUCGGGGAAGACGUUGGCCUACGCUUUGCCCAUUGUGGAGCGUUUGCAGGCCCAACAGCCGCACAUCAAGCGCACCGACGGUGUGCUCGCUCUAAUCAUUGUGCCAACGCGUGAGUUGACGCUGCAAACAUAUGAAUUGUUCCAGAAGCUGCUCAAGCCGUACACCUGGAUUGUAGCGGGCACUUUGCUGGGCGGCGAGAGUCGCAAGAGUGAGAAGGCGCGUCUACGCAAGGGCAUCAAUGUGCUCCUGGGCACACCCGGACGUCUCGUUGAUCAUCUGCUGCACACGGCCACAUUUAAUCUGUCGAAGCUGCGAUUCCUAGUGCUCGACGAAGCUGAUCGUCUGCUGGAGUUGGGCUAUGAACGGGAUGUCAAGCAGCUGGUGGAGGCCAUCGAUAAGCAGCGCACAGAGGCAGCCAAAACAGAAGCAGAGCCAGAAGCAACUCCGGAGGCUGCUCCGGUUGCCAUGCAGAGCAUGUUGCUGAGUGCCACGCUCACGUCGCAGGUGCAACAACUGGCGGGAUUGACGCUCAAGGAUCCGCUGUACAUCGACAACAGCGAUGAGGCAGCGCAGGCGGCGAUUAAAGGCAACGCCAGCGGCUACGAGAAGGAAACGAUUGAAGCACAACUUGCCGAAGGACUCGGCGAGUACAUGGAGGAUUUGACGGGUGUGCUGAGCAUACCGGAGAAUCUGCAACUCAGCUAUGUGAUUGUGCCGCCAAAGCUGCGUUUGGUCACCAUUUCGGCGCUGUUGGCCAAAGAGCAAGCGGCGAGUCCAAAGCAGUUUAAGGCCAUCAUAUUUAUGAGCACCACCGAAAUGGUGAAUUUCCAUCAUGAUCUGUUAAACGAGGCGCUCACACGUCGCGUCCUUGACGAGGACGACGAAGAACUGGCUGCCGAACAGGAGCAGGCCAAUGAUGGCGAGAAGCCGCUGCUCCAAGGACUGCGAUUCUUCAAGUUGCAUGGCUCGAUGACGCAAACAGAGCGACAGGGUGUCUUCCGUGGCUUUCGCGAUUGCGGCAGCUGUGUCCUGCUGGCCACCGACGUCGUUGGCCGUGGCAUCGAUGUGCCCGACAUCAAGCUGGUGGUGCAAUACACCGCAGCACAGACCACAGCGGACUUUGUGCAUCGCGUUGGACGCACAGCGCGAGCCGGUCGACGGGGUCGAGCGGUGUUGUUUUUGGCGCCUAGCGAGGCGCAAUUUGUGCGGCACUUGGAGAACAAACGCAUUCGCAUUCAGCAGGCGGAUAUGUACAGCUAUUUGGAUGCGCUGGUCCCGCGGGAUCCGGAGGCACGCAAUGUCCAGGAGGCAGCUUCGAAUUUGCAGCAUAAAUUUCAAUCGCUGCUCGAGGAUGAUCGGGAGCUGAACGACAAGUCGUGCAAGGCCUUUGUCUCGUGGAUGAAGUUCUAUUCGACAUUUCCCAAGGAGCUGAAGUCCAUAUUCAAUGUGCGCGUCGCCCACAUGGGACACUUUGCCAAGAGCUUUGCCCUCAAGGAGGCGCCCAGCAAGUUUGCCCACAAGCAUGCCGCCCCCAAGCCGGCGCCGCCCACCAAUCGUCUCACCUACACGGAGCGUGAUCCGGAGAAGCUGCAGCAGGCGAAACGGGCCAAGAAGCGACUCUAUACGACAACGGUGAGCGGCGAAGUGCGGCAAAUGCAAUCGCAACAGCAGCAAGCAAGCAAACCAGAAGGCGAGUGGCGCCAUCUAUCGGCGGGCGGCGGCAACGGCGGCGGUUUCGGCAGCAAAAGCAACUUUAUGAAGAGCUUGAACAAAUCGCGUGCACUCAACAUAUCCGAGUUUGAUAGCGGACUUCCAGCUUUGCCAGCGCCCAAAAAACGCAAACAGGCGUAGUAGAAAGAGACAGAGAGAGAGAGAGGGAUAUAGAGUGAGGAGUGAAGAGAGCGGCAUUUUAGGGAGCUAUUCAAGCAUUUAAUCGAAAAGCAGAGCAGCUACAAAAAUGCUAAAAAGCCGAACCAGAAGCAGAAGCAGAGAGCGCCUCAUAAAAGUUUCAUUUUUCUCAACUUUUAAGCCCGGACGUCCUGCGGGAAAAGUUGGAAGACUCGCGGACGACGACGUCGACGACGAACGCAGCGUAGCAUAUUUUAAGCUCAUCUUUAUAGAGAAAACUCUUUUUAUCCUAUUUUUUUUUUUUUUGUGUAUUUUCUGUAAUAUGUUUUUUAAGAGCAAAUAUUAGAAAUCCAUUUUCCGCUCAGUGCAGAUUCAUUCAGUUUUGAAAAUGUCAAUCCCUGUUGCUGUCACAGCAGCAACUAAGCGAUGUGGAAAGAGAGCGAGGGGGAGGGGAAAAGAGAGGGGAGUGCGGCACGUGUUGGCCGCCUUUUUGUGCAACUGAAGCGCGUAAUUUGUUGGACAAGCCAUAAAUAAAUAUGAAACAUAAACGCAUAAAAAAAUCAAACGAUUUGCUUUCAUUUACUUUUCCCAUCUAGUUCGUCUCUCUAUUUUUUUCUUCUUUUUUCUCCCCUGCAAUAUUUGCGCAGGACACGUGUCGAGGAUAUUGACAACAACAACAACAGCAACAAAAUAAAGUACAAAAAGGAAACAUUCGUUGGCUAUUAUGCACAUUAAUUGCUGUUCAGUCCAAUUAAAAGCGGAGUUCAGCGAUUGAUUUUUAAUUAGUCUGUGCUUAUCGAAGGGUUUGUUUAGCUCUUUAUUUUUCUCUCCUGUUUUCUUUGUGUCUGUCUCAACUCGAUACUUGAAUUGGCCCAGCCAAUCAAGCGUGUCCAAGCAACCCAACUACCAACCUCAAGUCUGAAGUCAACUUUGAAUGGCGUCCUAAUUACGUGCUACGUGCGAGUGUCAACACAUGAAAUAAUAUUUUGAUUCAAUCCGCCUCGUCGCACGCAGCUCAAGGGCUGACUUUUGCACGGCAGCGAAUACCCUACAUUAUCUUGGGGUAUAUAGCAGAGUUGAUCAGGCGUGGCUCAUUUAUAUAUCAUUCAUUCAAAAACGUCUGAGGAGCUAUUUGGAAAAUUUGUAGUACAAUUAUUUUUGAUUAAAAUUAAAUGUGCAUAAGAAAACCAGAUUCCGAUUAUUCAAUUAUUUUUUGUUGAAGUGAAUUAUGCAUAAGUAAAUCAGGUUCCAAAAUAUAAUUUGAAACUUUUCUUGAAGCCAAGUCUGUUGUAGAAUAUAAAUCAUAAGACAUGGAAAAAUAUCAAUUCUUGAAUUAAAGCGUUAGCGUUGAACUGGAAAUAAAAUUAUGCUAAAUGCUAAUAGUUUAGCAUAAAUAAGAUACUCUUUAUGUA
This is a messenger RNA of Drosophila albomicans, 4566 nucleotides long. RefSeq names its product probable ATP-dependent RNA helicase CG8611. The transcript is spliced from 5 exons. Gene Ontology annotation, molecular function: ATP binding; nucleic acid binding. Bases 422 to 3157 code for a protein of 911 amino acids. The record is from RefSeq and is a predicted model, not a curated record. Lineage: Eukaryota; Metazoa; Arthropoda; Insecta; Diptera; Drosophilidae. Gene Ontology annotation, biological process: ribosome biogenesis. Gene Ontology annotation, cellular component: nucleus.